Molecule: messenger RNA, 1913 nt
Organism: Camelina sativa (false flax)
Lineage: Eukaryota; Viridiplantae; Streptophyta; Magnoliopsida; Brassicales; Brassicaceae
Source: RefSeq, a predicted model, not a curated record
AUCAGAUAAGUGAACCGAAUUGCCGCCGAACGAACCGUAGUCUUUCAGUCUUCUUCGAUAGAGAGAAUCUAGGGUUUGUGGAAACGAGGCAGUCAGUUCUCGUCGGAUCCCCCACAACCACAUCCGUAAGCAGAGCGACGGCUUUGUGAGUCUCUGAAUUCACAGUGGCGUCGAUUUGUCUGAGGAGACAUUUGUUGAUUUCCCGUUUUCGUUCGAAAUCACGAAUUCUGAAAGCUCAGAGAGAGAGAGAGAGACGAGUCCUGCUAUCGUGUUACUCAUUCCGAGAAUCUAUAGGUCAGGUGAGGGGAUGGUAUAGCAGAUGAAAGGAUGGUGCUAACUGAAUUGAGCCUUGACUAUUCAAAUAGGGGUUUAGGUUCUCAAAAGGAUCCUGUUAAAGAAAUGAACAGAGAGGAGAUGCAGCAGAAAGAAAAUAUGCUAUUCUCUUCUCAGGAGUUUGCUCAAAAGCUUCAAAAGGAGAACAUGACACUGAUGAAAGCCUUAGCACACCGAAAUAAAAUAGUCGAGUUGAGUGGUAUUGAGUUUCAGAAACUGAGGAUCAACUUAAGGAGUGUGCAAGAAAAGAAUUUGCAGCUUGCGCAGGCAAACAGUCAGAUGUUGGCGGAACUCAAUACAAGUAGAGACAGACUCAAGGAACUCCAGCAUGAACUUGGCUGCAAGAAUGCAUUACUUAAGGUCAAGAAACAGCUUGAGGAGCAAACGCUUCCACGUACAGAUCAUGCAUCGAAAGACAAGGUUUUAGUAAACGCUUCUGAUGGGGAUUGCAAAACCUUUCAGGUGCAUGACAUGAAUCAAAAAGAUACCAAAAGAAAGCGGACGUCGAGGAUAAAACACGUUGUUGCAAACUCUGAAUGGACAGUAGUGUAUUGCAAUGACACUUUUUCUGCUUCGAACAGGCUCUCUAGGCAAUGCACACGAAGGCAAUCUACCAGGUUUGAUGUUCAAGAAACUGAACCAACGGAAAAAUUGCUUGAGAUGGAUGCUCCCAAAGAAACUAAUGAAACCGCAAGGCUCUCUAGGCAAUGCACACGAAGGCAAUCUACCAGGUUUGAUGUUCAAGAAACUGAACCAACGGAAAAAUUGCUUGAGAUGGAUGCUCCCAAAGAAACUAAUGAAACGGCAAGACUCUCUUUGAGAAGACGGUCUGCUCGGUUAAGGCCUGAAGAAGCUGAACCAUGUAAAAGCUUCAAUGAGGGAAUCAAAGUUAUGGAGACGACCAAGAGGAGAAGACUCUCUUCAAUACAACGGUCUGCAAGGUUUGAUAUCCAAGUACCGGAAGUGUCUGACUCUGAAACCUUGAAUGCUGAUGAUGCAAGAAGUUUAGUAAUCGAAGAGUCUCUUGGAUCAAGAUCUGAAGCUGUGGAGGAACCAUCUGAAAGCAGAGGUGACACAAAAGAGACAAACCAGAAACGCAGAGUCUCAACGAGAAGACAAUCAAGAAUGGUUAAAUCUCAAACCGAUGAAGCAAUUAAAGAAAUAGCGACAGACCAAUCUUUGGACAACAACAUAGUUCAAGAGUGUGAUCACCAAACCGAAUCAAAGGACAAGCCUAAAGCUGAUGAACACGAAGGGAUGACAAGAAGAUCAUCUGUGGGAAGACCAUCGAGACAUGCCGCAGAGAAAGUCCAGUCAUACAGAGAAGUCUCACGUAAAGUGAAGCUGCGACGACAAUGCUAAAUCUCCAGGCUCCAGCAUUGUAUGAUUUUUCAUGCUCUUGUAUGAUUUUGCCUCCUACUAAGCUAUAUCUACGCUUCUGUAAUUUGUCAUUACUCUCUUAUGCUUAUUUUCCUUGAAUUAGUAUACGUUACUUACUUAUAACUUUUUUUUUUGACAAAACGUUACUUACUUAUAACUAAGUCGUUAAAUUGGUACUGUUUUGAUUUCUUGCUAGCAAA